Metopolophium dirhodum (rose-grain aphid) is the source of this 1098-nucleotide messenger RNA. RefSeq names its product 52 kDa repressor of the inhibitor of the protein kinase-like. The transcript is spliced from 2 exons. The record is from RefSeq and is a predicted model, not a curated record. NCBI's taxonomy places the organism in Eukaryota, Metazoa, Arthropoda, Insecta, Hemiptera, Aphididae. The coding region runs from base 1 to 1098 and encodes 365 amino acids.
AUGAAGCGAAUAAGUCAGCCAUCGGUUUUAAACUUUUUCGAGAAGAAAAAAAAAUCCGAAAGUAGAACCACCCUGCAAAUUAAUCAACCCUCAUCUCUUUUUGUGUCUGACCCAACUGAUCCUGAAGCUUCAAGUCCUUCUGAAAAAGUUUCUUCCGUUGAAGGAGAACAAGAGCUAUUAUUUGAAAAUGAUGUAGGAAUCUAUUUAGGAAAUCCACCGACAGAUAACGAAAAAAAGUUUAAAGUUUUUCAAAACCCGUGGAUGCCACCUUUAUCAUAUAAAUUUCCUGUGAGUGAUAAACGACGUCUUUCUUUCCAACGCCACUGGAUGGAACAAUAUUCUUGGCUCGUAUUUUCAGAUGUUGCCAAAGGUGCUCUUUGCAAAGUGUGCGUUUUAUUUGGUCGUAAUCAUGGUGGUCGUGGUGGACAAGAACUACGGUCUUUAGUUGCCAUCCCAUUUAUAAAUUGGAAAAAAGCUAAACAAAUAUUUGACAGUCAUACUUUAAGGGGUAAAAAUGAAACUGGCAAAAUAGGUUUAACAGAACCCCCCUAUAAUGAUGGCAACUUUCGUGCAAUUUUGCGAUUUCGUGCAAGAUCGGGUGAUCAUUUCCUAAAGGAACAUAUUUUAUCCCAAACAUCCGACAGUCGAUCAAUGUUCACGUCACCAACUAUACAGAACGAAAUUAUUGAUCUAUGUGGCAAUUUUAUUCAAGAAAAUGUUGUCAAUAGAAUAAAAUAUGCUGGAUUUUUUACCAUUCUUGCUGAUGAAACGCAAGACAUAUCAAGGUACGAACAAUUAGCUUUGUGCAUUCGGUACGUAGACGAUUCUUCUGCAGAUAAUGUAUUUAUCAGAGAAGAUUUCUUAGAGUUUGUGCAUGUAAAAGAUGUGACAGCUUCAGCGUUGGCCACCACCAUCAUGCAAUGUAUAAUGACUCUUGGAUUAGAUAUGGAGAUGUUAGUUGGCCAAGGAUAUGAUGGCGCUGCUGUGAUGAGUGGUCAAUUUCGAGGAGUGCGCACAAUAAUCUCAGAGAAAUACCCAAAAGCUCAGUUCAAUUAUGUUAAGUUUUUAAGUUAUAGAAAUAAACCUCAUAAAAUAUAA